Molecule: messenger RNA, 1820 nt
Organism: Dermacentor silvarum
Lineage: Eukaryota; Metazoa; Arthropoda; Arachnida; Ixodida; Ixodidae
Product: glycoprotein antigen BM86-like
Exons: 13
Coding region: 301-1425 (374 amino acids)
Source: RefSeq, a predicted model, not a curated record
CGCACCUGUAAGUAUAGUGCGUCCGCGCAGGUUGAGCGAACGUGAGACGUCGGAGAAGGCCGUGUGCCGAGCACAGUUGUCGCCCAGUUACAACGGGAAGGCUCAAAAUCUGGGACUACAUAUAUGCGUCCAUUGUAUGUACUACAGCCGAAUAUCCGAGAAAGAAAACUGCGGGCGUCUCUUAAAGAGCAAGUUUCUUGCGAUACGCGAGUAUAACACUUGUUGUAGAUAUAACUUACAUGUUUAGAACCUAGGCUAUAUGGUCUUGCUUACGUGUGCCAUUGGUCAGCGGACGACGUUAUGCACGAGGUAGGAGACGUGGUGCGUGCUCUCGUGGCCACGCUGAUCGUUCGUGAUUGUGCGGUAGCCGCUCUGUCACUGAUGCACGAACAAGAUGAGAACAUUUGCAAGUCUGUGGAAAGCUUCUGCGGCAGCGCCAACUGUUCUGCGAGAAGUAACAUACAAUCUUUCGUUUGUGAAUGUGGAAAAUAUCAUUAUUUUAACGCCACUGCUCGGAAAUGCUAUCACAUCGCUUCGUGUCUCAUAAAUCCAUGUCAUCUUUCAAGUUGCGACGACAAUGACGGAAAAAGUGAAGCUCGUUGCGUUUGUGAAGAAGGUCCGCUUUUCACUAGUGACUGCAAGCCGAAAGCCACCUUCAUGGAAAAGUGUGCAUCCAUUGGCGGCCGGCUUAAAGCAUAUAGCGAUGGGAAUGGUCCCGUCAAAUGUGUCUGCCCUCGUGGAACUCUGCUUGACAAAGGAAUGUGCCAGUCCAUUGCCUGUUUGUUCCCAUACCUCACGUGCGGGGAAAUUUGUGCUGAUCCCAAGCUGAGAGAGGACUCUCGUUGCUGUCAAGGAUGGGAGGCCGGGAGUUGUAACGAGCCUCACGGUUCCGGACCCAACUGCGAACCAGGUACCAUAUGGAGCGUUACAAGCAACACUUGCAAGAAUGCCUGCAGUGCUGGUCUUGUAGAGCCGAUAUGUAAGCGUGGUUGUAAUGCUUUGGACGAAACCACAACAAACUACACAUGCCAGUGCUCAGAUGGCGAAGAACUGAGCGCAGACGGACUAUCGUGCAACAAGAAAGAAAGCUGCAGUGACGAAGAAAUUAAACAAUGUGCCGAGAGAGGACGCCAGUGCAUAUUUCGAGACUCAAAAGUCCAGUGCAGGUGCCCAGGAAGCACGUUAGACCAGGACGGCAGAUGUUCGGACAACUGCACUGUAGAAAAGAUGCGCGAAUGCGCUGGACCACUUAGUCGGUGUGUCAUCGAAGGUAACAAAGAGACGUGCGUAUGCCCUGAGCCGCUCCUGUGGAAUCAUACUUCCAAGCAGUGCAUUCCAGAGGAGCAGUUCCGGUAUGUUACAAAGUUCACACUGUACCAUGACACAUCGGAAGAAAAUGACGGAACCCAAGACCCUUGCCAAUGACCCAGAACUGACUGCAGUUGUUCAGAACGCUAUGAAAAACCUGUAUGGGCUUGACCUGGUCUACGCCAAUGUGACUAAGUGCAGCGAGGCGGUAACAGUGGAGCUGACUUUUCCGGAACGAGGCUCCUGGUGCCGUGCUGCGAAGGCUUCACCUUUGCGAAGAAAGGGCAGGAGCAACUGGCUGCCUCUUCCAGCCUUCCUUGCGAAUUUUCAAUGGAAGUGUUUCAGAUCCUGUUCCCGUCGACUUGUGCUUGGAGUACUUUCAAAACAUCUUCAAUACUUCCAAUGGCUUCUACUACUGCAGUAAGGAAGGAAUAGGGCGCUACGUGCUUCGUUGUGUCGACGGGAAGGUCACCCAGACAAUACGCCAAGGGUAUCUCGAACUUCAGUUAUGU